Molecule: messenger RNA, 2049 nt
Organism: Chanos chanos (milkfish)
Lineage: Eukaryota; Metazoa; Chordata; Actinopteri; Gonorynchiformes; Chanidae
Gene: rxfp2l
Product: relaxin family peptide receptor 2, like
Exons: 18
Coding region: 1-2049 (682 amino acids)
Biological process (GO): adenylate cyclase-activating G protein-coupled receptor signaling pathway; hormone-mediated signaling pathway; activation of adenylate cyclase activity
Cellular component (GO): plasma membrane
Molecular function (GO): protein binding; G protein-coupled peptide receptor activity
Source: RefSeq, a predicted model, not a curated record
AUGACUUACUCUUCGGCUCUGCGUGUGGAGAGGAGGGUUGACGUGUGCCCACUCGGUCAGUUCCCCUGUGGGAAUCUGUCGAUGUGUUUGCCUCAGCCUCAACACUGUAAUGGUCAGCAGGACUGUCCCAAUGGAGCCGAUGAAGAGAACUGUGUUGACAACAGUGGCUGGCCUCACUUGUUUGAUGCAUUUAUGAAGAAAAAUGUCCAGGAAUCUAAGGAAUGCUCGUUGGGAGUUUUUCCUGAUGUGUGUCAUUGUGAAGGGAGGAAGGUGAGCUGUAAUGGAAGACAGUUACAAAGUGUGCCACUGGUGUCCUCCAAUGUAACAGCAUUAGAAUUAAACAGCAAUCGGAUCACAUCUCUUCCUCCUGAUCUGUUCUUCCGAUACAGGCACCUGGAGCGACUACAUUUAGAGAACAACAGCAUUGAGGCCAUUUCUAAGCAUGCAUUUUCUGGACUCUACUCCUUGCGUAAACUGUUCCUGAGUCAGAACCAGAUAUCUGUCCUGAAAGCUGGAAUCUUCAGAGAUCUUGGUAAUCUGGAAUGGCUGAUCCUGGAUGAGAACAGAAUAAGCUCACUGUACCAGCGAUCCUUUGAAGGGCUGAAGUCUUUAUUUUUCCUAUCUUUGCUGAAUAACUCACUGGACCAAAUUCCCAGAAGCUCCCUCUGUCAGGAGAUGCCUCGCCUCAACUGGCUGGAGCUGGAGGGCAACAGAAUCUCCUCCCUGUUUUCAUCCAGUUUCCGAGACUGCACCACACUAACUGUUUUGGCUCUGAGAAGAAACCGUAUUAGAACCAUUGAAGAUGGUACCUUCUCCACCAUGCACAGGCUCAUAGACUUGGAUCUGUCAGUUAAUCAGAUUGAGGAAUUGCCUCCAUCUUUACUCUGGAGUCUUCAGAACCUGAAGCAGUUAAACAUCUCCAAUAAUCCCAUGGUACGGGUCUACGACAAUCAAUUUGACAGCUUCAUCAAUCUCCAGUCACUGAGUAUGGAAGAGGUAGAGAUUCCAAACAUCAGUAUCAGAAUGUUCUGUUCCCUCAGUAACCUCUCUCACAUCUAUUUUAAGAGGUUUGAAUACUGUGGCUACUCUCCAAACGUGAGGAGCUGCAAACCUAACACAGAUGGCAUCUCGUCGUUUGAGAACCUGUUGGCCAACAUCAUACUGCGUGUGUUUGUCUGGGUUGUGGCCUUCAUCAUCUGCUCUGGCAACGUCUUUGUCAUCUGCCUCCGGUCCUGCACUACCUCUGAAAACCAGCACCACACAAUGGCCAUCAAAUCCCUCUGUUGUGCAGACUGUCUGAUGGGAGUCUACCUCCUUUUCAUUGGUGCAUUUGACAUCAAAUACUGUGGCGAGUAUAAUCGCCAUGCUCACAUAUGGAUGGAGAGUCUUUCCUGCCAGCUGAUUGGCUCAUUGGCCAUGCUGUCUACAGAGGUGUCUGUGAUGAUGCUGACCUACAUGACUCUGGAGAAGUAUCUUUGCAUUGUGUUCCCAUUCCACCAUUACCGUGCAGGCAGAAAGCAGACACUCUGUUCUCUUACCUUCAUCUGGCUGUUGGGUUUCAUCAUAGCUGCCAUUCCCUUUUGGGACAAGCAGACCUUUGGAAAUUACUAUGGCCGCAAUGGAGUCUGCUUCCCGCUGCACUCCGACAAGGUGGAGAAACCUGGUGCCCGCUGCUACUCCACUGCGAUAUUCCUUGGUUUGAAUCUCUUUGCAUUCAUUAUAAUUGUGUUUUCAUACUCGAGUAUGUUCUACUCGGUGCAGAAAACGGCAAAGACAGCAAGACAGACUGUGUUUGAUGAUGAGGUCUCCAUUGCUAAGAGAUUCUUCUUUAUCGUUUUCACCAAUGCCUUGUGCUGGACACCCAUUUUCCUACUGAAGAUUCUCUCCCUCCUUCGUGUACAAAUAGCAGGUACCAUCAUUCUGUGGGUGGUGAUUUUCAUUCUGCCGAUUAACAGUGCCCUGAACCCAAUCCUGUACACCAUAACCACUAGCACUUUUCAGCAGAGACUCAAACUAUGUCUCCACUACCGCUACAGACAGGGUCACUAA